CUCUACCUCUUUCUGACGCUCGUGUAAAUUAAUUCCUCUCUUCUCCAUCAGUUUCUUCCUAAAUUUUCUUCCUGUGUUUGACCGAAAUAUGGAGCCAAUCAGGACACGUACCCUGGAGGUCAGAAUCAUAUCCGGUGAGAACCUCUGCACUGAUGAUCGGAAUCCGGUGACGGCGAAUAUGUGCGUCGUGGUUCGUGCAGGGUCCGUUAAGUGUUGGAGCACGAAAAUGGCGAAGCAAGAAGCGGGGAGCGUGAGCACUUUAUGGAACGAGAAUUUGACGGUGGAAAUGCCAUGGCAUGCAGAGUCUAUGACGUUGGAAGUUCUGAGCAAGACGUCAAAAGGUGUGGUUAGAUCCGUUGGGCUGGCAAGAAUAGCGACUGGGGAUGUGAUGCCAAAGGAACAGAAAUGUUCGGAGAUGCUGAGUUACAGGCUGAGGAAUUGGGAUGGAAGGAGAAGUGGGGUCAUCAAUUUCUCAGUCAAGCUGAAGAAUGAAGAAGAAGAAGAAAAGCUGGGAAUAAUGGCGGGUUCUUGUGGUGCAUUUGGGAGUGGGAUGGAUCAUCAUCAGCAGAUGAAAUUAAGGGGAAACAGUGGAAUCGUCACUGGAAUUCCUGUUUCCUGGAGCCACCCGGGCAUUCCUGUUUGACCAAGAAUCAAGAUAUAGUAGCACUAUCACUUUCUUUCAUUUUUAGUUGAUUUGAUCCGAAAAGUUUGUAUUUUUUCAAUCAUAUACAGGAAUUAUAUUGUAUUGGCCAAACCAAAAAAAUUAUAGCAAAUAUUGGAUUAAUUGAA
Messenger RNA from Neltuma alba, 789 nucleotides. RefSeq names its product BON1-associated protein 2-like. The record is from RefSeq and is a predicted model, not a curated record. The transcript has a single exon. NCBI's taxonomy places the organism in Eukaryota, Viridiplantae, Streptophyta, Magnoliopsida, Fabales, Fabaceae. The coding region runs from base 89 to 643 and encodes 184 amino acids.